This is a messenger RNA of Ahaetulla prasina, 16556 nucleotides long. It is a transcript of the gene GOLGA4, whose product is annotated as golgin A4. Bases 499 to 6282 code for a protein of 1927 amino acids. The transcript is spliced from 20 exons. Gene Ontology annotation, biological process: Golgi vesicle transport. NCBI's taxonomy places the organism in Eukaryota, Metazoa, Chordata, Lepidosauria, Squamata, Colubridae. Gene Ontology annotation, cellular component: Golgi apparatus. The record is from RefSeq and is a predicted model, not a curated record. Gene Ontology annotation, molecular function: small GTPase binding.
CUGGCAAACAACUUGUCUAAAUUUGGGUUCCAAGUUAAACAUCUGCAGACAGGUGAAGUCAUAAAGCUAUUAUCGGAAUAACUGCUUGUGCAGACCAAGUCCGAGAUCAGUUUGGCGAUUCCUUGGAAUCUGGAACAGCAUCGGUGGGGAAACAUACGAAGUUAAAUCGGGCUAAUCGAGGAGAAAAUUUGUCCUUUGUCCUUUGCCGUAGUUUAGUCUUGAAGGCUUGUUUUUUAAAAAAAACACAAAAACCUGUCCACGUUGCUCACGCAUGCGUCCUAACCAUUAUUUGAUCACCUGAGGCUUAUAAACAGGGUAAAGAAGUAAAGCGGAUGUAGGGAAAAUAGGGAGAUUGUUGUAGGCCGCUUUUCGCAUUACUUCCGUCAAUCUUCGAAGAAGCAAAGUACCUCCGGUACCGUUUGAUGCCCUGGGGCUUGCAAAAAGGAAGGCUUUCCUCCGGCCGAACCUUUCUUUCGUCUGCUUCAGCAGAUCGUCGUCAUGUUCAAAAAAUUAAAGCAGAAGAUCAGCGAGGAACAAACUUCGGGCCGCGGAAGUUCCGGCGGUGGCGCUUCAGGGUUUCCUCGGAGAUAUUCUGAAUCUUCUGCACUGUCAUCAUCAAUACACAGGAACAGAACAUCUCUUACAGAGCAAAAUGAUGACAAUACUUCAACUCCUAAUAGAGAGAUAAUACAUAAACAAAAUACUAGCAAUAAUGAAAGUGAAGUAUCUUCUUCAGUGGAACUUAAGAUAGAUCAAAAAACAAAGAGGCAUCUUCAGGAAGAAUUUGCUGCAUCCUUAGAGGAAAAGGACCAAAUUAUCAGCGUCCUGCAGACACAGGUAUCAUUACUGAAGCAACAAUUGCAUAGUAAUGAGAUAAACAUUGAACUACCGAUUCCAAAUGUUCAAACUCAGUCACAAGUUCAGAAUCCUGUAAAAAAUCAGAAUACGGAGAAUACUUCACAAUCAGCAGGUCCUGUUGGUAAUGAGAAUGCUGAUAAAACAAUAGAAACGCUAACUCAGCGAGUAAAACAUCAAGAAAACUUGCUUCAUCAGUGUAAAGAAAGAAUUAAAUUUCAGAAGGAGCGCUUAGCACAACUGACCAGUGAGAAAGAAGCACUGCAGGAACAACUAUAUGAGAGGCUUCAGGAGCUAGAGAAAAUAAAGGAUUGUCAUAUGGUUGAAAAGAACAAAAUCAUUACUCAGCUACGUGAAAGCAAAAACUUGAUAAAACAGUUAGAGCAAGAUAAAGGCAUGAUUAUAGCAGAAACAAAACGUCAAAUGCAUGAAACUCUGGAAUUGAAGGAGGAAGAAAUUGCCCAGUUGUAUAAUCAUAUCAAGCAGGUGGCUUUGCAGAGUGAAGAACUAAAAAAACAGAAAGAAAAAUCUGAAAAAUCUGCAUUUGAACAGCUAGAAAAGGCUUUAAGUGCAGCUCAGUUGGCUGAAGAAGCCCACAGGAAAGUGCAAGCAGAAAUGGAUGAAAAAAUGAAAGCUGUUGAAAAGGCAAAUGAAGAAGAAUGUGUGAUCCUUCAACAGGAAUUAACAAGGGUGAAGCAGGAAGUGAGAAUUCUUGAGCUGGAAAGUUCCCCUGCAAAAUGUCCACAAAAUGAUAAAAGUCAGUUAAAAGAUUUUGUCCAGACAAAAUCAGACAAAAAUGAGCACAGUAAAGUAAUAAGUACUAUGACUGAAAAACAUAGACAAGAAAUUGAAUAUUUGAAGCAGCAAGAACAGCUUGAUGUAUUUACUCAGCAGCAGCAAUCAGAAAUGGAAAAACUGAGGAAAUAUUGUGAAGAAGAAACAGCCAAGCUAUUAAAAGAAAAAGAGGCUAUAUUUCAUGCUCAUAUAGAAGAAAUGAAUGAAAAAACGUUAGAAAAGCUGGAUGUGAAACAAACACAGCUAGAAGCACUUUCAUCUGAAUUAUCAGAUGCUCUGAAUACCUGUCAAAAUCUUGAACAAUAUAUUUCUAAGUUAAAGAAGGACGCAGAUAAAGCAAAGUUGGAGUUUGAGACAAAACUUAAUCAGCAAAGGAAUAAUCAUAAGGAACAAGUUGAAGCUAUUUUUAAAGACCAGGAAGUAAUUGAGAAAUCAUUUACAGAAGAAAUAAUUCAACUAAAACAACUCUUGAAAGCAAAAGAGAAAAAUGAAGAAUUAGAACAGAAAAAAAUGAAAGAAACUCUAGAAAAAGCUGAAUCACAAUGUAAAAGAAUGUCUGCAGAAUUAGAUAAUGCAAGUAUUUAUGAAAACAAGUUUAAAAAUUUGCAAAAGAAAUUGGAAGUUAUAAAGCAUAAAAAGUCAAAACUUGAAGAAUUGGUUGUAAAAACUGAAACCCAGCUGAAUGAAGUAAAAACUGAGUUAGAUUUUCAGAUAUCCCAGGUAAAUGAUCUAAAAUGUGAAUUGGAAGAAGAAAAGAGAAAAAAUAUACAGAACACCUCAUCUCUGACAGAAAAGUAUGAAUCACAGUUAAGAAACCUUGGAGAAGAGAUCAGUCAGUUAAAAAGUCAUUGUACUGGCAAGGAAAGUGAAAUUGGACAAAUAAAGCAUUUCAUGAAGCAACAAAUUGAAAAGUAUAGGCAACUGUUAUCAACUAAAGAAGAAGAAAUUAGUGCUUUAAGAGACAAAUAUGAACGCAAAUUAAAGCAGCAAGAGACACAAGCAGAGGAAGCUAUAGAAAAAGUAAAAAAAAUGCAGGAAGAAUUUAAGCAAAAACUUUCAGAACAAGAAGCAAAAUUGAAAAAAGAGAUUGAGGGCAACCAGUUGGAUUUUUGUCAGAAAGAGAAGGAGGCUGAAGAACUUUGGGAAAAACAUGAGAUAAGAUUGCAAGAAAAAGAGCAGGAAAUAAGAGAUCUGAAAGAAAGACUGGCCACCUUUGAAACUGAAAGAGAAGGGAAUAAUGCAGAUAUUACAUGGCUAAAGGACAAAGAUACAAAGAAAGACAAAACUAUACAUGAACUUCAAGAACAACUGCAACAGACAUUAGCACAAGUGAACCUUUCAAAACAAAAAGAAAUUGAUUUAAAAAAACAACUUGUAAAAUUAGAGAACGAUCUUAAUUUUUCUUUGAAGGAGAAAAUAACAGUACAGGAACAGCUUAAUGAGAUAAUGAUAACAGAAGAAAAAAAGAAAUAUGACCUUUUGGAACUGGCAGAUAAAUUGAAAAUGUCUGAUGUGGAACUCCAUGCCUUGAAGAUGUCUCAUCUUAAAGAACAGGAGAAUUAUGGAACAAAGUUAGAAGGGGAAAGAAACGAGUUUCAGCAAAAACAAGCUGAAUUUGAAAAUUUCAAGAGAGAUACAAUUAGACAACUGGCUGAUUACCAGCAAAAAGCAGAAACUUUAUUGAAAAUAAAAGUUGGUGAACUGAUUGAACAAUGCAAUGAAAACAUUUCUUCAAUAAUAGUUAAAAUUGCUCACUGUCAGCAACAGACAAUAAAAAUUAAAGAAGGCAUAUUAAUUAAAAUCAAUCAAAUUCCAGAUCUAGAACUUCAACUUAAACAAUUAACAGAGAGUCAUGUAACUUUAAACAGUAGUUUACAGGAGUCAAAAAAGCAUUUGGAGGAAAAGGAAUGCUUAAUGAUGUCUAUGAAAGCAGACAUGGAAAAACUUCUAACUGAAAAGGAACUAUUGCAAAAAGAAAGUUACCUCCAGCAGCAAACAGCAACAGAGAAGGAAUCUUGUAUCACAGAGCUGAAGAAAGAAUUAUCUAAGCAUAGUAAUGUUGUUACUUCUAUGAGGGAGGAGAUAAAUGAGAAAAAAGCAGAAAUCACAGAUCUCAACAAGCUUAUUAGUGAAUUGAACCUCAGACUUGAAAACACCAUAUUAGAAAAAGAAACUGCCACAACAAUGUUAAACAAGCAACACAAAGAAAACGAACUGCAGUUACUGAAUGAGAUGGAAGUGCUAUCUUCCAAAGUUGAAUCAUUGAAUGAAGAUAAAGUUACUGCCCUGAAACAGGUAGACCACUGGAUGAACAAAAUGUCAGAAUGGAAGAAGAAAGCUCAGUUGAGAUUUGCACAAAAUUAUAAUACUAUUAAGGAAUUACAAAGUAAGAUUGAACUGAUUAAUAACCAAGUCAGUGAAAAAGAAGAAGAAUUGAUUAGAAGAAAGGAAGAGCAUGAUAAACAAACCAAACAAUUAGAACAUUUAAAAAGCUUAAUGGAACAAAAGCACGUCAGAAAAGAAAAACAGGAAUCUGAUUUGGUUGGUGAGAUAAAAAUCCAUUCAGCGAGAAUUGCUGAAUUAGAAGAGCAUAUUGCUCGGAAAACAAUGGAAAAUGAUUAUUUAAUGGAAGAAUGUAAAAAGUAUCGUGAACAAAACAGUGAGCAAAUAGAAAUGGCACAACAACUCCAACAGGCUCAGGGAGUAAUAAUGGACAAGGAUGACAAGCUGAAGGAGAUGGAACAAAAAGUCCUAUCUUUUGAGAAGCAAAUGCAAGUUAUGGAAACUGACCUAGAAGAAAAAUCAAAAGAAUUUGAAGGAAUAAAACUGGCUCUAUUGAAAACUAAAGAGGAAGAAUUAAAGGCUCUAGAAGAAAGGCUUAUUUCAGAAACAACUUCUAAAAUAGCAGAUCUGAAAAAAAAGGCUGAACACAAAAUUGCUUCUUUUAAAAGGCAGUUGACGAUUCAGAUGGAAGAGAAAGAACAACAAAAUAAGCUACAGAAAAAAUUGCAAGAAAAAGAAAAGAAAAUCAUGUCUUUAGAUUUAGAAAAAGAGUUGAUACAGAAAGCAGAAACAAUAAAAGUUUCUGCAGAACAAGAUGAAGUCCAUGCUUUAGAGAAUAUGCAACAGAUGUAUGAUUUAAAAAUUGAUAUUUUAAGAAAGGAUUUAUUGAAUAAGGAGAGAUUACUUGAGAAGUAUAAUGAAGAAACAAAUAUUUGUAAUAUUUCAAAAAUGGAGACUCAGGAUCAGCAAGAACUUCUUAAAAGAGCUCAAGAAGAUAAAAAUAAAAUUGAAAAUCUUCAAAGAGAACUUGAGGAACAAAUCAAGAAACAGGCUUCAUUACUUAAACAAUAUACCAAGUAUGAGAGUGAAUUAACAAAUAUCAAAGUAGAAUUGAAAAACAAAGAAGUAAAUCAACAAAAUAUGGAAAUUGCAUUUAAAGACUUAGAAAAAAAACUUCAAGAAAAGGAGGAGGAAGAACAAUCUUUACAACAAAAGAUAUACUGUUUUGGUGAAGAUUUUAUGAAAGAGAGACAAGACAGGAUUGAGGUGAAAAAUAGGAUUACAGAAUAUGAUGAGAAAUUAAACAGACUGCAAGAGCAGGUAGAUGAAAGAAGUGGCCUUAUAAAAAUUCUGGAAGGAAAUAUAGAAGAAAAGACUAAAUCAGUCUUUGAACUUCAGAAGAUGGUUGAUAAGAUGCAGAUGCAACAGAAAGAUUUCCAAACUACAUUGAAACAUACAGAGCAAGAGAAACAGGAACAGCACAGAAAUGUGAUUAAGCUUCAGAAGGAUUUGCGAACCUUGCGGAAAGAACAUCAGGAAGAACUGGAAAUUAUGAAGAAAGAAUGUAGAGAAGAAAUGGAACAAAAAAUAAAAUAUGAACAGGAAGACAUUGAAUUGAAACACAAUUCCACAUUAAAGCAGCUAAUGAGGGAAUUCAAUACCCAACUGGCACAAAAGGACCAGGAAUUAGAAAUGGCUAUAAAAGAAACUAUCAGUAAAGCCCAGGAAGUGGAAUCUGAAUUGAUAGAAAGUCACCAAACAGAGACAGUUCAAUUGCAUAAAAAGAUUUCAGAAAAGGAUGAUGAUCUACAAAGGACAGUGAAAAAGUAUGAAGAAAUACUUGAGGCCAGAGAAGAAGAAAUGACCAAAAAAGUAAAUAAAUUGGAGGACCAUCUGGUGCAAUUACAAGAAGACUACAAAAAAAGAUUGGCAUAUGAAGAAAGUUGGAAUGGUGAUAAAGAAAAAAUAGCACAACUUCAGGCUCAGUUAGCCCAAAAGACAACACUGGUUAAUGAUUCAAAGUUGAAAGAACAGGAGUUCAGAGAACAGAUUCACACACUACAAGAUAAGUUGAAAAAUUAUGAGAAGGCUGUAUAUGUCACAACAGUUAAAACACCUUAUAGAGAUGGGAAUCUUUGUCAUUCGGAUGUAUCUGUUUUUGGUGAACCAACUGAGUUUGAGUACUUGAGGAAAGUAAUUUUCGAAUAUAUGAUGGGCCGUGAAACAAAGACAAUGGCAAAGGUUAUAACUUCAGUGCUGAAAUUUCCUCCUGAUCAAACUCAGAAGAUCUUAGAACAAGAAAAUGCUCGGACACUGUUCACUUCAACUCCAGUGGUCUCUUCUGAAUAAAUCAUCAAUCAGUACUUUAGUUAGUAUGUAGCUCUGGUUUUGACCCUCAUGUUGAAGAACUUGCAAUGUAUGUACUUUAUAACAGAUUACACAACUUUGAAAUCAGAUCAUAUCCUCAAAUUGGCUCUUUGAAGCAUGGAGCAGACAGAAUAGUUAUUCAGGUUUCACCUGAGAAAAACACAGCAAGGAAGGACAGAUUGACAAUUGGGACUAUAAAUAUGGUUAAUUUUUUGCCUUUAAGAAAGAUUGUUCAUCAAGUGCUGUGUGUUUCAUUUAGAUACAAUUUUCAGUUUAGCUUUAUAGUUUUUUUAAAAGGAAUUGAAGUAUUUUCCUCCAAAAAAAAUUUCUUUCACAAAAAUGAAUGAUUCUAUUUAUUUUAUUGUGGGUUUUGUUUCAUAUAUUGCAAAAUUAUUUCAGACAAUAUGUAAUACAAACUGAAUGGGAGUUGGCUAGCUAUUUUCUUUCUAUUGAUUGUUUAUUGAAGGCCAUUAUUUUUAAGCUUUUGCUUAUAAUGAAUCCAGAAUGAAAGACUUCAUUUAUUAAUAUAUAGCUUUUGUACUAUAUUUUGGGAGAAAUACAUUUACACGCCUAUAAUUUGUAAACUAUUUACUUUUAUUAUAAGUUGAUCUCUGAUUGUUGGCAAUACUAAUCUUGCAGAGCUGGAAGAAAAUAAAACUUUAUUUACCGUACAGUGUUGCAGCCUGCUGUCCUUUUCAAAAAGUCAGGGCUUGAUUAUUAAUCGAUUUGAUCAUGUGCAAAGGCAUAAGAUUUUGCUUUUAAAUGUAUCUAAUGGGAAGGAUGCUUUUUCUAGAUAUAGAUAUGAACAACACAGUUCCUUGGCUGACCCACAAUAGAAUGCAUUAAAGUAGGAUAUCUGUUAGGUUGGGGCAAUUAUUUGAUCAUUGGAUAGUUACUGAAUUGAAUAUCAGUAACUGAUGUUUGCAAUGAGUAAUUCAGACCAUACUUCUCACAUCAUAGGAAAUAAAACCAGCAAUCCCUCAAUUCCUCUUCAGAAUUGUAAUUCUGAACUUGAUCUUGAAUUGCAGAGCACAAAAUAUUUCUUAGGUUGAAAAAAUAUCUUGAUCUGUGAAACUUGCUACAUAUCUUCAUAUCAGUUGAUAUUUUAAAUGCAUUUUCAGUUUAGCUUUUAACUUGUUGCUUUAUUUGGAUUUCUCCUCCUACUGUUCCCACUCCCCCCUUGAUGCACCAAAAUAAUAUUAAAUAUUAUUACAUUAUUUUAAUACUAAUUACAGGGAAGCUGUAUGCAAACUACACAAUAGGGAUGUAAAAAAAUUAAUGCAGAAAAUUUAAAACUUUGAUGUUACAUAUACUGACAGCAUCAAGAACACCCUAUGCACAAAAAUGGAAGGAUACUUUGAUUCCCACAAUGGACGAAUGGCUGCAAAAGUUGAUAAUUUUGCAGAGAUGACUAAACUGACUGCUUUGAUUAAAGAAAAGAAUACAAUUAGUUUUGUUUAUACUUGGAAACUGCUUCUGGAUUUAAGAAGCUUCUGGAUUAAGAUGAAAAAAGCAUGGAAUUUUGAUUUAGGGAUUAGAUAGUUUGUGUUAUGAAAAUGACUACCGGUAAUAUAUAUUACUAUGCAAAAGUAAAAAACUGAGGUUGUAUGUUAUUACCUUAUUCUACUGCACCAAAAAGAAUUAGAAGUCAAUAUAUCUCUUUAUCCUUUUACCCUACACUUUUUCCAAUUCCCCUUCCCUCUUUUCCUAUUAUUCUCAUUUUUCUUAGUAUUUUGUAUUUUAUAUUUUGAUAAACUAAUUUUAUCACAAAAAAUAAUGAAAGCAUCUGAAAAAGAAUGGGACAGAUACAUUAUUUUAAAAUAUCAAGCAUUUUUUAAUAUGAGGAUUUAUUCAAAAGUAUUCUGACGGAAAGUGAAGGCAGGUAUUUACUUUGGCUGAUUUUAAAUACUGACUAAAAUUAAGAUAUCUGAGUAUGUUUGUACUAUGGGAUCUCCAUAACUUUUCAGACAGUCCCUUUGGCAUGUAUAAAUGGAGUGUUACAGAAAAGAAUGAGUUUUGACUAAGAGAUUUCUAAUUUUGUGUGCUAUGUAUAUUAGUAUCGCUUGAUUACUUGAUGAACAAUUUUAAAGCAGAAGUUAGUUCAAAAUGAGUAUCAAUCCCCAUAUUUUUUAAAGAGCUCAUUCAGGUCAUAUGAAAAGAAUAUUCUGCAUCUAAAGAUCUUCCAAGGAAAAUUCCUGAAAUAAAAAGAGCCUUACCCUGGGAUUAUCACAUUAAUGGUAAGUGGGAGGUAUAUGAAUUGCCUUCUAAUCUCUCAUUUUGUGUCUCGAUCCAUCCAUCCAUCCAUCCAUCUUUAUUAUUUAAUUCAGUAUACAUAAAUUUACAUCCCACAGUUUACCUUAAAUACUUAUUUGAAUUUAAAACAUUAUGACAAUCUACAAUGCAAAUCAUUACUGUUUAUGAAUACUUCAAACAAGUAAUUAAUUAAAGUUAACACUUGGAAGCAAAAAAACAAUGAAGGGCUAGUUCAUCAGAAGGAAAUGUUUGAUAAAUUCCUUGCUGUAGUGUUCAAAACUAUUGUACGAUGGCUCUUUUUAUAUUUACAGUAUCAUCAUCAGAGCUGCUGAAUAAUCAUAUUAAAAUAAAAGAAUGAGCUAGAUAAUCAUAUUAAAGUAGAAGACUAAACAAAAUUCUAGUGAUGCCUAUAUUGCUAUGAAAUUUAUUCAUCAACAUUUGCAAGGUAAUGCUUUGAACUGAACCAUAUUGAAUGAACGUUGGGGGGAAAUCCCAUGAGCCAGUAAUAUAGAAAGAGGAUCUUAAGGUAAGAUCAGAAAAUAAUUGACUAUCAGAAAAAGGUUUGGCUGCUUUAAAAAAAAAAGACCCUAAUAUCUGGAGAGAAUGUGACGAUUUCACCAGGGCCAGCCAAUAGCUAAUAGGUUCUGGGAUUUGAAGAAAAUAGGGUCAAACUAGGAUGAACAUCAAAAUAUAAAUAUAAAACUUAUAACAAAAUAUAAGUAUAAAACAUUUUAUUAAAUAUAAAUUAAGAUAGAUUCAUGAGACUUUUUUGAUUCUCACAAUUUUGGGUCCUCUACCAGGGAGUUUGAGAGUUCUGCACAGUAUCUUAACUUUUUCUAGCACUUCUGGACAGAGAACUCUGAUGUUAUUUCUGAGAUCUGUUGAGCCAUUCUCCCACCCUAAGAGUCACAGCCCCAUGCCCUCCUACCACCAUUGGAACCAUUGUGGUCAUUAUUUUCCAUAUCACCCUUUACCCAAAUUCUUUAAUAGUACUUUUGGUAAUGUGUUUAUAUUGUUCCACUAUGUUGUAAACUACUCACUCACAUAGAAUACAUCUCUCAGUUCUGGAAUUAACUGCCUGCUUGUGUAGCACUUCCCCAGGUCUUCAAGUCUAUAUGAAAGUUUAAAAUGUCUGGGGCUUUUGAUGAAAUUUCCAUCAAAUUUGUGGGCAGAUAAAAUUGGACGAAGAGUCUCUCUUAAUUUCAUCCUAAACUUCUCCAGCUAUUUCUUCAAGAAGAAGAAAAGUUUUUAACAAUAAUUCUAUUCAAAAACCCUAGCAGAAAGAAUUUCCUCAGGAUAUCUUCUCGAGUGUUGAUUCAAGCCAAGAAGGCUGAAGAUGAUGGGAGAAAGGAUUGAAUGGUGACAGGCAAGAAAGUCACAUAAAUUAUGGUUUUACUGUAACACAGAGAAGCCUACAUGUCAAUAUGAGCAUUUUUCUCUUCUCUUUUGAAAGGAUUUCUAAAGCAAAUUCAUCUUGACAUGAGAAGAAGUAGUAGGAAAAUAUUCUAUUAGUCUAUUUCAGUGAAGAUCUCACUUGGAAAAUCAACACAACCCAGGUGGCUAGAAAGGCCCAACAGAGACUCCACUUCCUUAGAGUCUUGGGAAAAAACAAAGUGGAACAGCAAUCAAUUACCUCCUUUUACCAGACCACCAUAAAAAGCAUCUUCACUCUGCAUUACAGUGUGGUAUGCUGGCUUGACAUCCACGGACAGAAAAACAUUACAGAGGAUGGUUAGCACAGUACGAAACAUCAGCUGUGCCCGAUACCACUAGAUGACAUUGCUAGGGCUCGCUCCCUUAGAAGAGUGAAGAAAAUCCUCAGGGACAACUCAUACCCUGAUUGGCACUUCUUUGCUCUUCUAUCAUCAAGAAGUGUAAGGACCAGCUUCUCUCCCCCUCCUUCCAAAAAAGUAUGAACUCUUGAGAACAUUGUAUUUCAAAUGGAACCUUUUAUUGAAAGGGAUGAAAGCAAGUCAAAACUCCAAUGUGAACAGGCAAUUUAUGACAAAACAACUGCAGAUAAUGGAUUUUGGGGAGAUAUUUAUAAAUACUAUAAAACCAAUUUAUGAUAGACAAUCAGCUAAGAUAAUGAUGAAUGGAGAAAUGACAGAAAAUGUUAAUAUAACAAAGGGUAUAAGACAAGGAUGUCCUUUAUCUACAUAGCGAGAGCUUGAGAAGGAUUCCAUGGAUGAGAAUCCUCAAGGGGAAAACAACUCAAGAAGCUUGGAAAAUUUUGAAAAGUGAGAUUAUAAAAGCCCAGUCUAGCAUACUACCAACAAAGAAGAAAAAUAAUAGAUCUCAAAAGCAACCAGCAUGGAUGCAUAAAGAACUAUCUGACAAAUUAAAAGACAAAAAGGACAAGUAUAAAAAGUGGAAAGGGGGGCAAAUAACUAAGGCAGAAUAUCAGCAAAUAGGCCGAGCCUGUAAAGAUGAAGUGAGGAAAGCUAAGGCUCACAAUGAACAAAGGCUAGCAACAAAAGUAAAACAUAACAAAACAAGCUUCUUCCAACAUGUUAAAAACAAGAAAAAAGUCAAGGAAAAUUGGCCCAUUGCUGGGAAAAAGUGGCAAGAAGGUGACACGCAAGAGGGAGAAAGCAGAUCUACUUAACUCUUUUUUGCAUCUGUCUUUACACAAAAGGAAAAAACAAUCCAACCUAUCAAAAACAGCACCACAAAAAACAGAUUAGGAACGCAAGUUAAAAUAGGGGAAAAAAUGAUAAGUGAACACCUGUCUACCCUAGAUGAGUUCAAAUCACUGGGACCAGAUGGAUUACACCCCAAGAUUCUGAAGGAACUGACGGACAAGAUCUCAGAACCACUGAACUAUAUCUUUCAAAGAUCCUGGAGCACAGGGGAACUGCCAGAGGACUGGAAAAAAGCUGAUGUAGUUCCCAUCUUCAAAAAAGGAAAAAAAAUAGAUCCAGGAAACUACAGAGCUAUCAGCCUGACCCCAAUACCAGGGAAGAUUCUGGAAAAGAUAAUCAAGCAACAAAUCACCGAACACCUAGAAGCAAAUAAAGUAAUAAUCAAAAGCCAACAAGGGUGUGUCAAAAACAGAUCAUGCUAGACUAAUCUUAUUGCAUUUUUUGACAGUGACAAAAUUAGUGGACCAGAUGAAUGCUGUCGAUAUAAUUUACUUGGACUUCAGUAAAACAUUUGAUAAAGUAGACCAUAACCUACUACUAGAUAAAGUAGAAAAGUGUGGGUUAGACAACACCACCUCCAGAUGGAUUCAUAACCGGCUGACCAACCGCACUCAACGUGUAGUCCUCAAUGGAACUAUAUCCACAUGGAGGGAAGUAUGCAGUGGAGUAUCCCAAGGCUCUGUUUUAGUCCCAGUAUGCUUCAACAUCUUCAUCAAUGACUUGGACAAGGAGAUAGAUGGGGAACUCAUCAAAUUUGCAGAUGACACCAAACUGGCAGGAAUAGCCAACACUCCAGAAGAUAGGCUCAAGAUACAGAAGGAUCUUGACAGACUUAAACAUUGGACGCUAUCUAACAAAAUGAAAUUCAACAGUGAAAAAAGUAAGGUUCUAUAGGCAAAGAAAAACAAAAAACAAAAUGCACAGGUACUGGAUAUAUGGUACCUUGCUCAAUAGUAGCAACUGUGAGAAGGAUCUUGGAGUCCUAGUGGACAACCAUUUAGAUAUGAGCCAGCAGUGUGCAGCAGCUGCCAAAAAAGCCAACACAGUUCUGGGCUGCAUAAAAAGAGGGAUAGAAUCAAGAAUAUGUGAAGUGUUAAUACCACUUUAUAAUGCCUUGGUAAGGCCACAUUUGGAAUAUUGCAUUCAAUUUUGGUCGCCACGAUGUAAAAAAGAUGUUGAGACUCUAGAAAGAGUGCAGAGAAAGAGCAACAAAGAUGAUUAGGGGACUGGAGGGUAAAAUAUAUGAAGAAGGGUUGCAGGAACUGGAUAUGUCUAGUUUAAUGAAAAGAAGUACUAGGGGAGACAUGAUAGCGUUCCAAUAUCUCAGGGGUUGCCACAAAGAAGAGGGAGUCAAACUAUUCUCCAAAGCACCUGAGAGUAGAACAAGAAGCAAUGGGUGGAAUCAAGGAGAGAAGCAACUUAGAACUAAGGAGAAAUUUCUUGACAGUUAGAACAAUUAAUGGAACAACUUGCCUGCAGAAGUUCUGAAUGCUCCAACACUGAAAUUUUUUUAGAAAAAGUUGGACAACCAUUUGUCUGAAAUGGUGUAGGGUUUCCUGCCUGGGCAGGGGGUUGGACUAGAAGACCUCCAAGGUCCCUUUCAACUCUGUUGUUGUUGUUGUUGUUAUUACAUUGUUAUAUAUUUUGACCUUAGAAGUAGAAAUAUUAGGUGGGAUGAAGAGAUAAAAGUGAUGAAAAUUAAAAGAGUAUAAAUUGCAAGCUUUUGCUGAUUCAUUUUGGAAGAACCUCAAAUAACGAGCCCCAAAUUACUAGAACAAAUAGAGAGUUAUGAAAAGUUGUCUGGCCUAAAAAUAAACAAAGAAAAAAUGAAAAUAUUGGUGAAAAGUAUUACAGAAAAACAAAAAAGAGAGAUAAAGGAGAAAUUAGAUAUACAAAUUGUGAAAACAGUCAAAUACCUAGGAUUAUAUUUAAUAUCAAGAUAAAAGAGGAUAACUAUUAUAAAUUAAAAGAACAAAUUGAGAAAGACUUGGAGAAAUGGAAAAAUGUACAACUGUCAUUUAUGGGAAGGAUUGCAAUAAUCAAGACGAAUAUAUUGCCAAAACUAUUAUUUUUAUUUCAGACAGUACCAAUAAAAAUUGAAAAGACUUAUUUUCAACAUCUUAACAAGAUAAUAAGGAAAUUUAUAAGGCAAGAGGAAAAAGAGCAAGAAUAAGCAUAAGAAUGUAACAAGAUGCAAGGUUACAUAGAGGAUUUGAACUGCCGAACUGGGAACUAUACUACCAGGAAGCCGCAUUGACUUGGAUGAAGGAAUGGGUUAAAUUAAGAAAUACAAGAUUAUUAACUUUGGAAGGACAUGAUUUACAAUUGGGAUGGCAUGCAUUCUUAUGGUAUGGUAUAAAAAAGAUGCAUAUGUACUUUCACAGACAUUAUAUAAGAAAUGCAUUGUUAUUGGUAUGGGAGAAGGUUAGAGGCAAAUACUAUUUGAAAAUACCAACAUGGUUAUCAUUAUUGAUUUCAUGUAAUAUUCUAAUUUUCUGAGAUUGUGAAUUUGGGGUUUUCAUGAGCUGUCAGCCAUAAUCAUCAAAAUUAUGACAAAUCAAGAACUAUGCAUCGCUUUGCAUGUAAUGAAUCUAUCUCAUAUAUUGGUUUCACCUUUUAAGUUGCAUUACUGAAAUAAAUGAACUUUUGCAUGAUUUUCUAAUUUUUUUGAGUUUCACUUGUAAAGACAAUCAAUAUAAAAUGUUUUAUAGAUGGCACAUGCCCCCUGAGAAACUGGCAAAAAUGUUUAAAGAUAAAUUAGCUAAAUGUUGGAAAUGUCACCAGUUACCAGGAUCUUAUUAUCAUAUGUGAUGGACAUGUUUAGAAGCUAAAAAUAUUGGAAUAAAAUUAAGACAUGGCUAGAAGAAAUGACACAACAACAUACUGAUUUAAAACCAGAGCUGUUCCUAUUGGCUUUCCUUCCACAGAAAAUUAGUAAAGAAAAUAUAUAUUUGAUUAUGCGCAAAAUUGGAAAGCAGAGAAAAUACCUUUGGAAGGGGAAGCAAUUAAGAAAAUUUUAGACUGCAGAAAUGAAUAGAUUAACUUUGAAAAUUAAAGAGAGGAUUCAGAAUAUUUUAAGAUAUGGGGUCUAUUUUACCAUAAGCUAGAAAAGAGAUAUAGAUAAAUAAAUUAAUAGUUAUGUAAGAGAAUGGUAUAAAUAAUUACAUAUAUAUACAAUACAUAUAAUAAUAUGUAAUAAUAUGUAAUAAUACAAUAUAUAAUAUUGUAUUUCUGGAGAGAUGUUGUAACAGAUUAAGUGAAAAUAAAGAUAGAAGAAACAACAAGACAAAGCCACCUAAGAAACACCAAGAUGACACAUGGAAGGAUUGAUUGAUGUAUUAAGUGUUCAUUUAUGUAUAAAAUAAAAUUAAAAUUAAAAAAAAAAAGAAAGCAAGUCAAAACUCAAAGUACAGGUUCUGGGAUUCCUCAAGGCAUGCAGUUCAGGAUAAAGGAAAUUAGGAAUCCCCUCCCAAUUUUCCGAUGUGGAUUCCGACCAAUCCGUUGGUGUGAAGAUGAAUUGCACCAGCCUCUCUGAGAAACAGAUAUGAAGGGCUUCUCAAGGUCAUCCUACAAUCCACUCGUUCCCCCCCCCUUUCAUUUCCCGAGGUGUGAGAAUUCUCUAGGCAUUCCUGGUGCCAGGCAACAGUUAUAAAUCACGUUAAAGUUUAUACAAAGGGGACCAGGCAAGAAAUUGGGUACUUUCCUCGCUGGGCACCUAAUCAAGGCGCUCCGUGCUGAAAUCUCAUAAAAGCUGGCGAAACAGCAAAAAUCAGCUGUUCGUCGGCUUCAACUUCUCUCCCUGGGAGAAAGGGAGAGGAUAGAGUGGCGGGAGAGUGGUAGAUCUACCCAGGGGCUUGGCUUUGUUAAGCAGAGCCCCGGAGGGUUGAGUCCCACUGAAAUCCUGCCGAGCUCCGAACUUCAGCACGCUCCUGCAGAAGCAGGAAAAGAAGAAAGUGUCCAUCUCUGCCCAAUUGAUUUUUUCUAUGGAUUUCUACAUGCAGACGAAAUAAACGUGAGUGAACAAUUAUUGGAUUGCAAGUAUUUUUGACUUCCUGACUUCUACCCUUUAAAAAGUGAAAAAAAUUUUUUUUCCUUAACUGACUGUUUAAAAUGGCGUCUGAGAGGAAGUGAAAGUGAAGUGAAGUGAAAGUGGAAGCUGGCUGUGUAACUAAGAAAGGUUAUUUGUGGAUUACAACGAAUUGAGCUCUCCUAUACUUAAAGGGGAAAAGAAAAGUUUUAAAGUUAAAUUUUGUGACUUUUAAAAACUGAAAUGGCUACUAAACCAUCUAAGACUGCUGGCAGAAGGGGAUCUGAAGUAGCUUUGGAAGAUACGCUUAAAGAGCAAGGGAAAAUGUUUGAAGAGAGGUUUAAGGAGUUGAUGGAAAAUUAUGAGAAAGUAAGAGAAGAAAUGAAAGAGAAGAAAUAAAAAAAUUAAAAAAGAUAUUUCAAUGGCUUUUCAAGGUUUGGCAAAAAGAUUGGAGGGGUUGGAGGAGGAGGUGCAAGAAAUUGCCCAGUCAAACCAGCAAUUAGAAAAUAAAAUGGGAGGAAUGCAAAUAAAAUUGGAUAAAAAUGAAGAUCAGGUGGUGGUGAUGCAGUAUAGGAUGAUGGAAGGAGCUCUGAGAAUUAGGGGGUUACAAGAGGAAAAAGGUGAAGAUUUAAAGAAAAUUUUAUCAGAAGCCUUGGCCGAACUUAUUGAAUCUGACCCACAAGAGGUUGCUUAUCAAAUUGAUAAAAUAUACAGAGUUAAUUCUUGGAUUGCUAGGCAGAAGAAACUCCCUAGAGACAUUGUGGUUUACUUUGUGAAAAGAACAAUGAGAAACCGGAUCUUGCAAGUUGCAUGUCAGAAAAAGUUGAAAAUAGGAGAUCAGGAGUUGAAGGUUUUGAAAGAGAUUCCUCCCAAAAUGCUAAGGGACAGGAAAGACUUUAUAUUUUUUACAUAAGAACUUAAAAAGUACCAGAUUCAAUUUAGAUGGGAAGUUCCAAUUGGUUUGACAGUGUAUUAUUAAGGAAGAAGAUAUCAUAUUGAUACUGUGCUUAAGGCCAAAGAUUUUCUUUCUACUGUGCUGAAAGUUGAAAUAGAAAUAAUAGAAAAAAGAAUUCAAGAGACUCAAAUGGGUGUGGAAGCUGAGGUGAUUCCAGUGAUGUUACCAUCUGAGGAACAACCACAAGAACAAAGAGUGAUAAGGGGAGCCCUCAGCGUAAAGAAAAAGAGCAACAAACUCAAAGUAAAGCUCAGGAUCUUCCUACAGAAGCAGUGGGAGGAGCAAGGCCAAAGAUACGGGAGGAGGAUCUUCAGCUGAUUGCUCAAAAGCUUCAGGAGGCCAGUAAUGGCAAAUAAAAUUCUGACCUGGAAUGUCA